GUUUUGUUUCAAUACCCCGUACAGUAGGUGGGGGCAAUACAACAAUAGAUGGUCUGCCAUAAAACUUUAAAGAAGAAGAAGAAGAACUCUGUGCGUCUCUGCUAGAAGUUGCACUGUUUCUGACCUAUAAAGCUAGAACCACUUGACAAAAUGUUUCGAAGAAAACUGACAGCGUUGGAUUAUCAUAACCCCUCUGGAUUUGACUGCAAAGAUGAGACAGAGUUCAGGAAUUUCAUUGUGUGGCUGGAGGACCAGAAAAUUAGACACUACAAAAUUGAAGACCGUGGCAACCUGAGAAAUAUCCCCAGCUCGGAAUGGGCCAAGUCCUUUGAGCAGUAUCUUCAAGAUGUGAACUGCCCAUUCACUGUCCAAGAGAGACCGGAGUCGGUAGACUGGUUGCUGGGUCUAGCAGUUCGGUUCGAGUAUGGCGACAAUGGCUCCCCAGUUGAGAAGUACAAGAACUGCCCGCCAGCCACGGCCACCGAGGCGGAGAAACCCUUGGAUCCCCUCAUCCAUCUGGACAGCAACAACCCAGACUUUAAGGCUGGCGUGAUGGGCCUGGCUAACAUGCUGAAGAUCCAGCGUCACGACGACUACCUGGUCAUGCUGAAGGCUAUAAGGAUCCUCAUCCAAGAGAGGCUGACCCCAGAAGCCAUAGCCAAGGCCAGCCAGUCUAAAGAGGGUCUCCCUGUGGCCUUGGACAAGCACAUCCUCGGCUUUGAUACCGGAGACGCCACCCUGAACGAGGCGGCUCAGAUCCUACGUCUGCUCCACAUCGAGGAGCUGCGAGACCUGCAGACCCGGAUCAACGAGGCCAUAGUAGCCGUCCAGGCUAUCAUCGCAGAUCCCAAAACAGACCACCGCCUGGGCAAGGUCGGCAGAUGACAUGGCCUGCCUGAUCCCUUGACCUCUGCCCUAUAACCCCCAACACACGCGGUCUGUGGAAAAGCAGUAGCAGUCACACAAACUCUACAUGGAUAUUGGUCCAAGACCCUGUUAUUUUAUUUUGACCCCCCCCCCGCCCCCCUCUCUAACAACCAUGAUGAAGCCUUUUUGAUUGUGAUGUUUUUGUGAAGGAUUUGGAAAGAUUGGAAUGAAUUUUUUGUUUUGGAAGGGGAAUUAGCCUUUUCGUGGAAUGAGUGUUGGAAUGAAAAUGUGUGAAAUGCAUAGUAAAAAAAGAAAUGUGUGUUUUUUUUUUUGUUCAUAAGAAAUGGGAAGUCCUACCAGAUUCUCUGCUGAAAUGACCCAUGAGAGAAUGUCUGUUUUAAGUCCUGAAUCACAUUUUAUUGUUAUAAAUAUCACAUCUUACAAAAAAUAAAGGAUUAAAAAAAGCACUGGUAAAACAGA
This is a messenger RNA of Coregonus clupeaformis (lake whitefish), 1347 nucleotides long. Its product is annotated as RNA transcription, translation and transport factor protein. Bases 151 to 885 code for a protein of 244 amino acids. Gene Ontology annotation, cellular component: tRNA-splicing ligase complex. The transcript has 8 exons. The record is from RefSeq and is a predicted model, not a curated record. Gene Ontology annotation, molecular function: RNA binding. NCBI's taxonomy places the organism in Eukaryota, Metazoa, Chordata, Actinopteri, Salmoniformes, Salmonidae. Gene Ontology annotation, biological process: tRNA splicing, via endonucleolytic cleavage and ligation.